UCUGCAUCAUGUCUAUCAAUGUGAUUGGAUUGCACACAUCUCAUCGCAAGUUAUGUGAAACAAAUCAUCCUUCCAUUGAUGUCAGUGUGUUUCUAUCUCCUGUGUUUUUCUCUCAUCAUGUGUUCGAACUUCUGCUCAAUAUUCCUAGGCGGACCGAUUAGUUUAAGCAAUGGCGGAGAAAAUAGUGGAGAAAUCUGGCAUUUUGGAGAGGAAGGCUAUUAUAAAGAAUGCCGACAUGACUGAAGAUAUGCAGCAGGAUGCCAUUGAGUGUGCAACUGCGGCUCUCGACAAGUACAAUGUGGAAAAAGACAUAGCAGCCUACAUCAAGAAGGAGUUCGACAAGAAGUAUAAUCCAACGUGGCACUGCGUUGUUGGACGCAAUUUCGGUUCAUAUGUCACCCACGAAACGAGGCAUUUUGUUUAUUUCUAUCUAGGCCAGGUGGCUGUGCUCCUUUUCAAGUCUGGUUAGAAACCUGCUUCAUACACCAUGAAAUUAGGGUUUCGAUUUGAAAAGCCCUAAAUCCUCGGGAGGCAAGUUCAAACUUUAAUUGGGGCUUUCAUAGGAGUAUUGCAACACGUAGCGAUGACAAAGAUCUGCAAUCUUUCUCCUUCUCCUACAUUCUGUGUCCCCUUAAAUGAACCAAAAAGCUACGUACUGUCGCUUGUUACAUUAUCUGCAAACUGAAGUUGGCAGCAAGGUACAGCUACAAUUAUUGAUGUGCAGAAAGCUUUUAUAGAUGCUUUUGACACGAUCACUGUGGGUCGUUUCGCCUUAGAUGUAUGCACUCAGAUGAUAGUAACCUCCAUCUCCCUGUUCAAGAUAGUAGCUCUUAUAUCUUUCAUUAAGCAACGGGAUUUGCUUUCUUCAGCAAUCGAAGUGGGUGCAGCUCUGGUGCCUCGUGCAUCAUCGAACGCUAAUUGAUACCACUGCAUCAACUACUGAACGUAAGAAACCACGCCAGCCUCGUACAGUUUGCUCACCCUAUUGGAGAUGUUUCAUUUGUUCCAUGAAGGAAAAAGUUGACGUCUUCUCACACGCAGGCUGGACAUACUCCGCCAGUGGUCACAGAGAUGUAAAGAUAUAGAUUGAGACUAGAGCAGCAUAAAAUGGCAAGACCCAGUAAAAUUUGAUGAUAAUCAGGUGUUACAAGUUUUUGUUGA
Physcomitrium patens is the source of this 1161-nucleotide messenger RNA. NCBI's taxonomy places the organism in Eukaryota, Viridiplantae, Streptophyta, Bryopsida, Funariales, Funariaceae. The record is from RefSeq and is a predicted model, not a curated record.